AUGAUUCGCGCGACGGUCGGUUCGUCGGCGAAUGAUUCGGGCGGCGGUCGGCUCGUUGCGAAUGAUUCGCGCGACGGUCGAUUCGUUGGCGACUGGUCCGUUCGGCGAGCGGUCGCGCGAAUGACGGAGCGGAGGCGCGGAGCACAUUACGGCCGCGGAGAAGCGCGAAUUAGCCCGGGCCCGGUCGGGAACCCAGCCGGGGGGCGCUUUACGGUUCUCUCUCGCGUUAGAGACGGUAUCGUCGGCGAACGUCGCACAAAGUCUCCAAUUUCUACUGCGCGCGCGAUCACGUUGCUAUAUGUUGUUGUUAAAGCGCCCAACAAUAUAGCGGAGUUG
Iphiclides podalirius (scarce swallowtail) is the source of this 336-nucleotide messenger RNA. The record is from the annotation of a GenBank genome assembly. NCBI's taxonomy places the organism in Eukaryota, Metazoa, Arthropoda, Insecta, Lepidoptera, Papilionidae.